GUCAGUUUCCUUGUUCCAUGAGGUGAGUCAAGCAAACAAGACUCACCUGUACAGCGCUGAAGAAUCUAUUGAUAUUGUUCUAAUAAGAACAAGUCACAGGAUGUUACGGGCGAUAUUACUCCUUUUGGCUGUGGCUGGUCACCAUGCAAGACCACUGAAAGACACCCAUCGAUUCCGAAAUAGUGGAUGGAUGAUUAAGGGGCCACAAAUAGUCCAAGAUGAAGUCAAGCAGAACUCAGUCCAUCCAAAGGGUGCAGAACCUUCAAAUCAUUUACAGAUGGAUUUUAACAUUGGCGUGAAACACAAAGAGAACCAAAAAUCAGUUCCUGUUGAGUUGCGUAGGCAGGGAACAGAACCCUCUCGACGUUUCCUGAUGGACCUGAAUGCUGGCAUGCUGAAGGAGGAAGUCGGUGAAAUGAACAGAAGAGUUGCCGGCUUCUACAAUCCUCCAGCGUAUGAGAUGAGAAAGGGAACACAGAAUUCUCACACUACGCUGGUGGACCCCAUAACUGGACAGAUGCUGUAUCCAAUAACUGAGAUGCAGAGGAGCACAGCGCCAUUGGAUGAGUUCAGACAAGGCACUGAGUACAGACCUCACAUCCUGAAGGUGCUGAGAAUGCGAGACAUUUUGAGAUCUCAGUACAGCGCUGUUGGUGAGAAACAUGAGCAGAGAGUUGUUCCUGCUGAGCUCCUGAUGGACCUGAACACCGGUCUACUCAAAGAACACAGAAACCACAUGGACAGGAGAGUACCAGGCUCUAAAUGGGAAGUCGUUUCUGGUCCUGAGCAUGAGGAAAUGAAAAACCAGGACUUUUCUGGACCGAAGGAGAACAAAAACUCAGUUCCUGUUGAGUUGCGUAGGCAGGGAACAGAACCCUCUCGACGUUUCCUGAUGGACCUGAACGCUGGCAUGCUGAAGGAGGAAGUCGGUGAAAUGAACAGAAGAGUUGCCGGCUUCUACAAUCCUCCAGCAUAUGAGGUGAGAAAGGGAACACAGAAUUCUCACACUACACUGGUGGACCCCAUAACUGGACAGAUGCUGUAUCCAAUAACUGAGAUGCAGAGGAGUACAGCGCCAUUGGAUGAGUUCAGACAAGGCACUGAGUACAGACCUCACAUCCUGAAGGUGCUGAGAAUGCGAGACAUUUUGAGAUCUCAGUACAGCGCUGUUGGUGAGAAACAUGAGCAGAGAGUCGUUCCUGCUGAGCUCCUGAUGGACCUGAACACCGGUCUACUCAAAGAACACAGAAACCACAUGGACAGGAGAUUACCAGGCUCUAAAUGGGAUGUCGUUUCUGGUCCUGAGCAUGAGGAAAUGAAAAACCAGGACUUUUCUGGACCGAAGGAGAACAAAAACUCAGUUCAUGUUGAGCUGCGUAGGCAGGGAACAGAACCCUCUCGACGUUUCCUGAUGGACCUGAACGCUGGCAUGCUGAAGGAGAAAGUCGGUGAAAUGAACAGAAGAGUUGCCGGCUUCUACAAUCCUCCAGCGUAUGAGAUGAGAAAGGGAACACAGAAUUCUCACACUACACUGGUGGACCCCAUAACUGGACAGAUGCUGUAUCCAAUAACUGAGAUGCAGAGGAGUACAGCGCCAUUGGAUGAGUUCAGACAAGGCACUGAGUACAGACCUCACAUCCUGAAGGUGCUGAGAAUGCGAGACAUUUUGAGAUCUCAGUACAGCGCUGUUGGUGAGAAACAUGAGCAGAGAGUUGUUCCUGCUGAGCUCCUGAUGGACCUGAACACCGGUCUACUCAAAGAACACAGAAACCACAUGGACAGGAGAGUACCAGGCUCUAAAUGGGAAGUCGUUUCUGGUCCUGAGCAUGAGGAAAUGAAAAACCAGGACUUUUCUGGACCGAAGGAGAACAAAAACUCAGUUCAUGUUGAGUUGCGUAGGCAGGGAACAGAACCCUCUCGACGUUUCCUGAUGGACCUGAACGCUGGCAUGCUGAAGGAGGAAGUCGGUGAAAUGAACAGAAGAGUUGCCGGCUUCUACAAUCCUCCAGCAUAUGAGGUGAGAAAGGGAACACAGAAUUCUCACACUACACUGGUGGACCCCAUAACUGGACAGAUGCUGUAUCCAAUAACUGAGAUGCAGAGGAGUACAGCGCCAUUGGAUGAGUUCAGACAAGGCACUGAGUACAGACCUCACAUCCUGAAGGUGCUGAGAAUGCGAGACAUUUUGAGAUCUCAGUACAGCGCUGUUGGUGAGAAACAUGAGCAGAGAGUCAUUCCUGCUGAGCUGCACAGACAAGGAGAGGACAAAGCUUCCUGUCAGGGUGAGGUGAUCCAAGGAAAGUGCUACAGUUUCAAUCCAACUCCACAAACAUUCAAGGAAGCUGAGGUAUCAUGUCAAAAAUUGUCUUCCCGAGGACACCUGGCCUCAGUGGCGAGUGCAGAAGUGCAUAAACAGCUUGUCUCGAUGGUGACCAAAGCAAAGAACGGUCCAGUUCUGACAUGGCUUGGAGGGACCCAAAAGGAAAACAAGUUCCAGUGGAUAGACGGUUCCUCUUGGACAUACAGCGACUGGAUGCCCGGUCACCCACACAAACACAAUGUGUCGUGUCUUGAGAUGUUUAGAAUUGACGAGAGCUGGUGGACAGCGGUUGAUUGCAGUGAGAAGAGAGCGUUCAUCUGUUCGUUCCCUAUGACAGUGUAAAGACCAUCCCAGAAUAUGUAUCUAUAUAUCUGUAGUGCAUACCAAGCUAUUUUCAGAAUUAAUAAUGACCAAAUCAUUUAUUGUAUGUUGUUGAAUCUAAUAUGAUGUACUAUAGGACUCAAAAGUGUCUUUUGAUAGAAGCCUCAUACAAUAUUUGAACUAAUCCCCAGUAAGAAACAUUCCUACAGCAUAUCAACAAAAUAAAAGCAUUACAAAACCUACUUGUUUUGGCUUUUGUUUUAUUACAUUUUUAAACUGUUAUCAUUGGUGGCCUGUGGGGCGUAACUCUAAUUGCUAACUGUUUUCAAUCUGAUAAUAAUGUCUUUUAGGUUGUCUGUAUGCUUUUGUAUUUCAAUAAAAGGGGAAAAUCACGCACUCCUUCCCCAUGUAGUGCCAUAUGAAUUCAUUCACAUUUUUUCUAAAAAUAAAUAAAUA
Molecule: messenger RNA, 3097 nt
Organism: Myxocyprinus asiaticus (Chinese sucker)
Lineage: Eukaryota; Metazoa; Chordata; Actinopteri; Cypriniformes; Catostomidae
Exons: 18
Coding region: 101-2662 (853 amino acids)
Molecular function (GO): signaling receptor activity
Source: RefSeq, a predicted model, not a curated record